Cyclopterus lumpus (lumpfish) is the source of this 3335-nucleotide messenger RNA. RefSeq names its product RIMS binding protein 2 (gene rimbp2). Gene Ontology annotation, molecular function: protein binding. Gene Ontology annotation, biological process: neuromuscular synaptic transmission. Lineage: Eukaryota; Metazoa; Chordata; Actinopteri; Perciformes; Cyclopteridae. The transcript is spliced from 21 exons. The record is from RefSeq and is a predicted model, not a curated record. Bases 90 to 3335 code for a protein of 1081 amino acids.
GUGCUGUGACGCAGGAGAGAGAUUUAGCCCUGUGGGAGAGGAACAAGCUCCAAGGCAAACUGGAGAACCUAGAGCAGGUGCUCAAGCAUAUGCGAGAGGCUGCAGAGCGGAGGCAGCAGCUAGAGUUGGAGCAUGAGCAGGCCUUGGCUGUACUCAAUGCAAAGCAGCAGGAGAUUGAAGUUCUUCAGAAGGCUCAGGUUGAGGCAAAAAAGGAACAUGAAGGCGCUGUCCAUCUGUUAGAGGCCAAAGUUCGCGAGCUGGAGGAAAAAUGUCGCUCUCAGAGUGAGCAGUUCAACCUCCUCUCAAAAGAGCUGGAGAAGUUCCGGCUCCAGACUGGGAAGUUUGAUAUCCUCAGCGCUGACCCCUUAACUGUUUGUGAAUCUCCUGGGUCGCCCAACAAAACCCUCUCACAGCUCCUUAAUGGACUGGCUGCCCCCAUAGGAAAAGGCAAUGAGGCUCCAACAAGCAGAUCCUUGAUAUCUGAGUUCAUUCGUCCACUCCAGAUCAGUGGAGACAAGCCAGAGCUCCUUUCUGUCAAGCCAACAUUCCUCACUCGCGGUCGAGUCAGCAGCCCAGCACGGGCUUUCCUCCCUGAGAUGGACAAAGAGCUCAGCUCAACCACCAGGUCCAAACCGAGAUUCACAGGGAAGGUUCGUCUUUGUAUUGCUCGCUACAGUUACAAUCCUUAUGACGGGCCUAAUGAGAAUCCUGAGGCAGAGCUCCCACUGGUGGCAGGGAAGUAUCUCUACGUUUACGGGACAAUGGAUGAAGAUGGCUUUUAUGAAGGAGAGCUGCUGGAUGGACAACGGGGACUCGUCCCGUCCAAUUUUGUGGAAUCUGUCCAAGAUGAGGAGACACCCUCUGUCCAGCACAGGGAGACAGUAGCUAAAGAACCUGGCUACCUCAACCACAGUAGCCUGGGCCUGCUGUCUGACAGUAAACUAGACUGUAUAAGCACCAGCAGCUUGGGCAUGGACUUCCUGGGCUCCACAAGCAACGGGACAGGAACCUUGGAUGUCAGCACUGACGAGGUCGGUGAAGACAUUGUGCCUUAUCCCCGCCGCAUCAACCUGAUUAAACAACUGGCCAAGAGUGUGAUCAUUGGCUGGGAUCCUCCUGUGGUCCCACCGGGCUGGGGCUCCAUCAGUGGCUACAAUGUCUUGGUGGAUAAGGAGUUGCGCAUGAGUGUCCCCUACGGGGGCAGGACAAAGACUCUUCUUGAAAAGCUCAAUCUUGCCACAAACACCUAUCGUAUCUCAGUGCAGAGCAUCACUGACCGGGGCCUGUCGGACGACCUCCGGUGCACUCUGCUCGUGGGAAAGGAUGUGGUGGUGGCACCUUACUACCUGCGGGUGGACAGCAUCACGCAGCUCUCUGCUGAGCUCUCUUGGAUGCCCAGCAACAGCAACUACAGUCACACCAUAUUCCUCAAUGGUGCCGAGUACGAUAUGGUCAAGGCAGGGGGCUAUAAGUACAAGUUCUUCAACCUGAAGCCCAUGACCAUUUACAAGGUGAAGGUUGUGGCACAGCCACAUCAGGUGCCUUGGCAGCUUCCGAUGGAUCAAAGGGAUAAGAGGGAAAUCUCUGUGGAGUUCUGCACUCAGCCUGCAGGGCCCCCUCUCCCUCCCCAGGAGGUGCAGGUCCAGUGUGGUCAGACGCAGGGGGUCCUGCAAGUCAGAUGGAAGCCGCCACCUCUGACGUCUUCGGGAACUUCAAACGGGGCCAGUGUGAUUGGCUAUGCCGUUUGCACAAAGGGACAAAAGAUAGCAGAGGUCUUAUACCCCACAGCAGACUAUGUGACCGUGGAGUUAAACAGGAUUCAGGGUCUGGAGGCCAGGGAAAUCAUUGUAAGGACGUUAUCAACACAAGGAGAGUCCCAAGACUCGCCCGUGGCCAUCAUCCCGAACAAUCUAUUGGGCUCUCCACGCCCUCAUCCUCAGCCUCAUUUCCAGAGCCACCCCAUGCCCAAGUCCGAACCCUUAGUAAGUGCCAGAGAGCCAGAAACCAAAGAGCAUGAGGUGGGACUUCGGACAGCCCAGCUCUGGGAGCGAUCCCCCUCUCCGCUUCCUCCCAUGCGUGGACCCAACUUGGAGCCGCCGCACUUCCAGCCACGGCGAUCGCCCUCUCCUCAGAGGAUCCUACCCCAGCCUCAGGGAGCCCCCAUCCCCAACACCAUCGCCAAGGCCAUGGCCAGGGAAGCUGCCCAGAGAGUGUUUGCCGAGGGCAACCGGGUUGAGAAAAGGAAUAUCUUCAGUGAGGGAGGUAACACCUUGCAUCCACUCAACUCUGACGAGGAGGAGGAUGGCUACGACUCUCCUCAUGCGAGGAGGAGAGGAGCCUCGGUGGAUGAAUUCCUGAGAGGCUCAGAGUUGGGCAGACAGCACCACCAUCAUCACUACAGCCACAGUGAGGAGUACCAAACAGAGAGCAGCCGUGGUUCGGACCUGUCCGACAUAAUGGAGGAGGAUGAAGAAGAUCUUUACUCUGAGAUGCAACUGGAAGAGGGCCGUAGACGCAGCAUCAACUCUCACAACACUCUUAAGAUCAUUGGGAACUCACAAUCUUAUGGAAAUGCUGAUCGUCUGGACCACUCGGGGAGGAGGCCGGUUCACAUCGGCAACCCCCCUCAGCAACGGCCAAUCCCAUCCAUUGACGGCUUUGGCGGUCGCAGGCGGGGACGGCGCUCCCCGGAUUACUAUGAGGAGUCAGAGCCGGAGGAGAUGACCCGUGUGUUCGUGGCUCUGUUUGACUAUGACCCCAUGUCCAUGUCUCCAAACCCUGAUGCUGCUGAUGAGGAGCUGCCAUUCAAGGAGGGCCAGAUCAUCAAGGUCUUUGGGAAUAAAGACACAGAUGGCUUCUACAGGGCAAAGGUCCGUGAUCGAGUAGGUCUGAUCCCCUGUAACAUGGUGUCUGAGAUCCAAACAGAGGAUGACGACAUGAUGGACCAGCUCCUAAAACAGGGCUUCCUGCCACUCAACACUCCUGUGGAGAAGUUAGAGCGGAACAGGCGGAGCGGUCGUCAACAUCCAAUGUCAACACGGAGAAUGGUGGCUCUGUACGACUACGACCCCCGAGAGAGCUCCCCUAACGUUGAUGUAGAGGCUGAACUGACUUUCUGUGCCGGUGAUGUCAUCACAGUUUUUGGUGAAAUAGAUGAAGAUGGUUUUUAUUAUGGCGAGCUCAAUGGACACAAGGGACUUGUUCCUUCCAACUUUCUAGAAGAAGUGCCUGAUGAUGUAGAGGUUUUUCUCACUGACUCACCAUCUCGAUACCCCCAGGACACUCCUGCACGGAUAAAGACCAAAAGGAAGAAGAGUGUUCAUUUCACACCUUAA